This is a messenger RNA of Passer montanus (Eurasian tree sparrow), 6805 nucleotides long. It is a transcript of the gene SH2B3, whose product is annotated as SH2B adaptor protein 3. Lineage: Eukaryota; Metazoa; Chordata; Aves; Passeriformes; Passeridae. Gene Ontology annotation, cellular component: plasma membrane. The transcript is spliced from 7 exons. Gene Ontology annotation, molecular function: transmembrane receptor protein tyrosine kinase adaptor activity. Gene Ontology annotation, biological process: intracellular signal transduction. Bases 1245 to 3365 code for a protein of 706 amino acids. The record is from RefSeq and is a predicted model, not a curated record.
GGGACAGCCGCCCGCGGGAAGGGGGGCAGGCACCCGGAUCCGCCGGCCGCUCCCCCGAUCUCAGGAAAAGAGCCAGAAGGUGCAAUUAUGCAUAAAGCAACGGCAGGAGGAAUUAAAAAGCAGAUUUCAAGACACGGCUUUGUAGGAGCUCUUGGCACACGAGUGGGGGAUAUCAAUGGGACAGAUGUGACAGUGCAGACCACAGUAAUGCCCUUUACUGGAAAAAGGUGCAGUGCAAGUUUAUUUUUGCUCCAUUUCCCACGGCAGAGUGGGUGGCUGCGGCGCUGCCGUGGGGCCCCUGCUCUCUUGGGAUGAGAUGGCACCAGGAUGGCUGAGCCUGACCCGUGUCCACCCACAGCAGUUCCCAGCCCUGCUCGGGAUCCAGGGACACUGUGACCGCUCUGUCACGGCUGGAGCCCUCGCCCACGGUGUGGGACAACUCUGAGCCCUGUGUCCUGAUCCGCUCUGGCUGGACGUGGGCAGCAGCCUGCGCUGCCUUUUGCCACAAGACAAUUUGGAAAAUUAUGAGAAAUAGGGUUUGAGACGGCAUCUGGCCCACUGCUGCCACCGCACAGGUCCCUCGGGUCCCAGCCCUCGGAGCUGGAACAGGAACGGAGGCAUUUUCUUCCCGAGCCUCCAAGAGCCCCUCGCUCGGGCUCCCUCCCGCCUCCCGGGGGGCUGGGGCGGACACCCCCAAAUCCACGGAGAAAACAUUCAAAAGUCACAGAAACUAAACAAGUAUGUGUCAAAAUUAAAAAUAAAUCCACCCCGGGAGCGCGGCCGGGCUGUUUGUGCUGCUGGCUCCGCGGGCGCGGAUGCGAUAAGAUAAAGGCAGGAGCGGGGAGGGGCGGCGCGGAGCUGCGCGGAGCCGGGCGCGUCCGCGGGGCUGGACGGACGGACACACACACACAGGGACAGUCACACGAGCGGACGGACGGACGGACGGACGGACAAGCGGACCUGGCGGCCCCUCCGCUCCGCCCCCGCGCAGCCUCCGCCCCCGGCCGCGCCGCUCCGCUUUACAUAACCCGUCCGGGGCCGGGGUCCGCGCCCCGCGCCUCCGCCCGGCGGAAAUGCGGAGCCGCCUGCCCCGGUUUCCUGCCUGAGCCGAGCCGAGCCGAGCCGUGCUGAGCCGUGCGCCCCGUCCCGCCCGCCCCGUCCCGGGCGCUCCGCGGCUCCAUCAUGGGCGAGCGGCAGCCGGACGCCUUCUCCUGCAGCGCGGCCGCCUCGCUGGAGCCUCGGCAAUGAAUGGGCACUCGCUGCCGGCCGGCACGCCAGCGCAUCCCCGGGGCUGGCAUGAGUUCUGCGAGCUGCACGCCAUCAGCACCGCCAAGGAGCUGGCGCGGCACUACCUGCGCUUCGCCACCGAGCACCCGCACCAUGACCUCCUGGCCGCCGAGAACUUCUCGGUGCAGUUCACCGACCUCUUCCAGCAGUACUUCUGCCACGAGGUGAAGGAGGGCAUCGCCAUGAGCCAGCUCCGCAUCCUGCCCGCUGGCCCGGCGCGGGAUUACCGGGACACGCACCGGCGGCACACCGAUGCUUCCCUGGGCACGGUGGCCACCAAAGCCGAGGCGGAGCCCGGUGCCCGCCCCGAGCAGCCCGCCCGAGCCGCCGAGGCUGCUCCCUCUGGACUCCGCAAGUCCUGGAGCUCGGAGGAGCUGGCGGGGCCGGCGCGGAGGCCCUUCUCGCUCAGCCAGCUGCGCAGGAGCUGGCGCAGCCUCUUCCGACGCCGCUCCUCGGACGCGCUCCCCGGGGACGCCGAUGGCGAGGCGGCCGAGGCGGCUCUCAAGCCGGGACUGGGGAAGCGCAUCCUGCCCUGGGGGCUGUCGCGGGAGCAGCCCCCCGAGGUGCGCAAGGAGGGGCUGCUCAAGUACGGGCUGCUGGAUGAGAAUUCCCUGGACAGCGGGACGCGCUGGCAGCGCUGCCGCCUGGUGCUGCGGAGAGCGGGGCCGCCCGACGCCGAGGAAUUCCUGCUGGAGCUCUUCGACCCGCCCAAGGGCUCCAAGCCCAAGCUGCUUGUCGCCUGCUCCACCGUGCAGGAGGUGAGGAGGUGCACACGCCUCGAGAUGCCCGAUAACCUCCACACCUUUGUCCUCAAGGUCACCAAUGCCACCGACAUCCUGUUUGAGGCAGGGGAUGAGCAGCAGCUCAGCUGCUGGACAGCCGAGAUCCGGGAGUGUGUGCGCAGGGGCCUGGCUUCUCCCGUCCCCAGCAGGUCUGACACAGGUGACUCUGAGCUCCUGACGUGCCGACACCCCGACCCUACAGCCGCCAGCCCAGUCACCAGCACCGACCCCGUCAGCCAAGGUGAGCUGGGGACACCCAGGGGACCCUGGGGACAGAGUAUCCCUCACCGGGGGGUCACCACAUGCUGCCAUGGCUGGGCUGAUUGGCCUUCCCCAGAUGGCACGAGGUGGGGACAGAAGGGGAGAGGACGGGGGCGAUGGGCAGGGACACUUCCCAGGGACACUUCCCAGGGACACUCAUCCCUGUGCCUGGCAGGGGCGACUCCGGGGGGCCCGGGGGAGGCGGCGGGGCCGAAGAUGGAGCAGUUCCUCUCCUCGUGCCCCUGGUUCCACGGGCCCAUCUCGCGGGUGAAGGCGGCUCAGCUGGUGCAGCUGGGGGGGCUGGAGGGCCACGGCGUGUUCCUGGUGCGGCAGAGCGAGACGCGCCGCGGCGAGUACGUGCUCACCUUCAACUUCCAGGGCAGAGCGAAGCUCCCGGCUCCAGCACCACGGUCCCCCUCCCGCUGCCCUUUCCAGGCUGGAGCCCCGAGCUCAGCCUCGUCCCCACCAGCUCCUCCUGCCCUCACAGCCCCGAGGAGCCCCCCGGGGGUCCCCCAGCAGAGCAGAUCUUCCACCUGGUGCCACCGCCGGCCGAGCUGGCGCAGAGCCUGCGCCCGGCCAGGGCCACCGCGGCCACCGCGGCCCGGCCCCGCGACUCGGACUAUGAGGUGGAGGCACCAGGCCGGGGCCACGUCCGUGCCAUCGACAACCAGUACACGCCACUGUGACCAGCACGGCGCCGGCACUGGGAUGCACUUUCGGGUGGAGAAAUCCUGGAGACCUUCUGGGGGAUCCAUCGAGAGAAAGAAUGUACCUGUUUCUUCCUUCUGGUUAGGGAUUAUUUUUGUAUUUUUCGCAAGGAAGGGGGUAAUUUUUCACUCCUGUACGGGUGUGCUCCCUCUCGUUGGCCUGUUGAAGGGCCUCUUAUUGUUGGUUUUUUGUUGUUUUUAUCGAAGCUUUCUCGUUACUGUUUACACAACGCCGCUCGUGCCCGGUGUCCUGCCUGUCCCUGACAUGACAGCACCCAGCCAAGGAACCAGGGGCUUGUGUUACACCCACGGAAUUGGAGGAAGUUAAAAAAAAACCCAGGAUAACAAGAAAAGAAUGAUUAUAAAUUCACUGCCAAGUUGCUGCUCCAGGCCUCAUCCUCCUGCCCUGGCUGCUGAACCCACCAGCAAAGCCCGACCUGAGCUGAGCUCCCACAAAAGGUGCUGAGCAGGGUUUGGGGUUUUUCUUCAGCUAAGGCAAAAACUGGCUUUUUCCUGCUUUUCCUUUUGAACCCACCCAGCCGUGGUCACUCCCUGCGCCAGGCAGAGGGAUCCUCAUCCUGCUCUCCCGGCUGAUUGAGACUGAACACUAAUUGCUCCAUCCUUAGCCAUGGCACCAGCUGAGAACUAACACAGAGACUGACACAGACCUCUCCUGCUGGUGAGGGAGGGGUUUAUCCCUUUGUAUCCUGGUGAUGGAUGGGUUCUAUCCCAGUGAUGGAGGUUUUUUAUCCCUGUGGUGAAUGGGUUUUUAUCCUGGUGAUGGAACCGUUUUAUCCCAGUAAUGGAACCAUUUUAUCCCAGUGAUUUUAGGCUCAAAUCUAAAGUCAGUUUUCCCCUUAAAGAGCCCCCAUACAGUUGCUUGCCUUUUUGCCCCCAAAACACCAUGUCACCAGGAGCUUGGUGGCAUUUUAAGCUCCACAACAGCCUCUUGCAGGCAAUGGGGGUCCCUGGGGGCCAAAUUUGGGGUCCUAAAUCCCUGGGUCUCAUCACCCCCUGACGCCCAGCUAUCCCCAAACUCUGCUGCUGUUCCUGAGCCCCCUGGGCUGCUUCACCUGCCUGGGGCAGCCGUGAGAGAGGAAGCACUUCUGAGAAGCUGCCUUUAUUUUAGGAAAGAGGAAGGGCUGGAGCCGUUGCGCCACACAGGAGGGGAUGUUCACAGUAUUCAACUUCCAGAUUUCCCAGCGCAGCCUUCCCUGGGAUUUCGGAUACAAAACUUGCCUUACAGAAAGCAUUUUUAUUUCUAUUUUCCUUGAAAUUGCAAUACAGGUGGGAGCCCUCAGGAGCAUUAACAUUUAGCAAUUAAUUUGAAAACCAGCAAACACAAAGCCUCGUUGGGCUGAGUUAGGGAAUUCCACAAAAACCCAGCCCCUAGGACAGGCUUUGCAGGUUCUGGGUGAGCCCACAUCCAAGGAGACAAGGUCAGGAGCUGAAGGGCAAGGCCAAAAUGUCUGGGGCCAAACAGUCCAGGAAGCAGCAAUGAGAGCAAAUCUGGGUUUAUAAAUCUGAGUAUGAGGCUGAGACAAACAGGAACCAUUUAGGUUUUCCUUUUGUGCCUCCCCAUUGCUCGCUCUUGCUCUCUCCUGGGCUUUGUGCAUUUAGAGCAGGCAAAGGCUUUUUUCCCCCCUGCUUUCUCUACACUUGUGCCUGAAACUGGAGCAUUAAGAGCAAAUUGCACUGGUCCUGCAGCACUGCCAGCCCCGGAGAGGCUGAGGGAGGAACAAAGCCAGCCCUGUCCUCCUCAGCUGUAUCCGCAUCCCUUUCUCCUCCCUGGAGCAGCACAAAGGCUGCAGCCAGAGGCAGGAGCACAUCCCCAGGGCUGCCUUGUGCCAGGCAAGGCAGCUCCCUCUGAGGCUCAUAAAUAACUCCCCGUGCUCUUGCAUUUAUAGGGAUGGGGAAGGGAAGGGGGGACAGCACAGCACGAGUUGUUGUUUCCUUUCCUCGCUUGCUGCCCGCUUCCCAAAGCCUUGGAAAACACAGGGAUGUGCUAAAUCUUGCUCAGGUUGCUGGUUUUAGUCCCCCUGAGCUUCAGGGAGUUGCUUUCAAAGGGGUUUUCCCCCAAAAGGUGAGGUGGAAUCACCCGAAUCUCCCGACAUCUGCAAAGAAAGGACGGGCUGGGAAAAGGCAGUGCUAUUCACAUCCCCUGCCAGCUGAAUCCAGAGAAAUCCUUGCCAGAUAAAUCAGAUGCUGCUGGGGUGGGUUGUUUUGGCACGCCAGGACUUUAUUGUUCCAGUGCCAGAACUGAAACAUGCGUGUGCAUGUGGUAUUUUUAACCUGCAGUUUAAUUACAAGGGGGUUCUCCGCAGUUUAAAUGGAAAUUGCUGGGCUUGAUUAGUAAAAUACACGUUGGCUUCAUUAUCAGCCACUUCCCCCAUGCAAACAAACUCCAGUGGGGGAGAACUGUUCUCCCCACCAGUGGGAGAGUCCCUCUGAUUAUUUAAUAGCCAAUUCCAUCCCCAAACUCACCCACAGGCAGCCGAGGGCUGUCCAGCCCUGCCAGCUCCACCAGUUCCUCAUUUCAGAUCCACUGCAGCAGGACCUGAGGGGAUUUUUGGGCUAUUUCCCAAGCUCCCAGGGGGAACUGAGUUUGAAAUCCCAUUUCUCCUAGAAAACAUCUGCCUUGUGACACAGGUCAGAGCACGACUCUGCUCCUGCCAGCACGUUACUGCAGCCCUAAGGUACUCACUCCUCUGCACUGUAGCAGUGGGCAAAGAGCAUUAAGCCAUUCCACCCUAUGGAAUAGAAGCGAUUUGCAGGAUUUUUUUAUAUUCAUGUGACUUGAGAGAAGAGCCCAGGGCUGGGCAGGUUUGGUUCUUCAGCCCCUGUGGGCUUUUCCUGGCAUUUGUGGAAGUUUUGGGAGGAGGGGAAGCCAAGGGCAGGUGGCCCCUGGUGAGGUGCAGGCACCAGUUUGUGCCCUGGCUCUGGAGGUGGGCACGUGGGACACGAGUUUGGAUCCCACCCAAGGAAGGCAGGAGCCACAGGAGCAGCUCUUGGAGCUGGGCUGGAAGUCCUGCCCACGGGCCUCCCCCAGGAGAGGCUGGGGAGCCCCAUUUCAUCCAGCUCCUCAGGACAGUUUUUAGCAAUAAAAAUGAAAACCACGCAGUGCCUUUGCUCUGUGACAGCAGGGACUUGGUUUUGGGGCACAAUCCAAAACUUGGGUCCUGCCGGAAUUCCUUCCCCUCCUCUUCCUCUUUGCUGCCAGCCACUCCUGCUUGGUGGCCUUUGUGUCCCCAGGGGUGUCGGGUUCUGGAGCUCCUGCCAUGAAGCAUUAGUGGAUGUCUCCCUCCCUCCCAGCAGGUACCAAACACUGACACCACCAUUCCUCACCCAUCCCUUUGGAUUGAAGCUAUUUUGGGGUGAAACUUCUAGGAAAAGAUCCAGGGAGAAGCCAAAGCUUCUCCUUCCUCAUCCGGACCACCAGACCCCGGUGUCAUCCAGCAUUCCAAACUUUUAGCUUGGAUCCAAACAGCCCCAGCAUUCCCCAGCAGCUCCCAGGGGCAGGAAGGUGACUCUGUAUUCCCUAACUCAGCCUUCAGCAGGACGAUUAAAGCCAACAAUUUUGUUGGGAGUGUAUUAAUUUGAAAGUUCUACUUUUCACCUGCACAGAAAAGUUCUUCUUGUAUAGUAAUUUUUUUCUAUAUAUUGUUUCUGUAUGUACUGUACAAGUAACUUAUUCUUGAAUAAUGCAAUUUUACCAUAAUAUUAAAAAAAAUCUGCUCUUAAUAAACUGUUUUUAGAACUUGUUUCUCA